This is a messenger RNA of Humulus lupulus (European hop), 1920 nucleotides long. RefSeq lists its product as uncharacterized. Gene Ontology annotation, biological process: proteolysis. The record is from RefSeq and is a predicted model, not a curated record. Gene Ontology annotation, molecular function: aspartic-type endopeptidase activity. NCBI's taxonomy places the organism in Eukaryota, Viridiplantae, Streptophyta, Magnoliopsida, Rosales, Cannabaceae. The coding region runs from base 1 to 1920 and encodes 639 amino acids. The transcript has 6 exons.
AUGGCUGAGAUUGGUAUAGCGUUAGUGUGUGGUGAAGAACAGGAAAAAGGUUGGAAAAAGAAAUCUGACAAAGAAGAAGUAAAAGCCUUUGGUCAAGCCUAUGCUCUUGGUGGUGAUGAUGUGCAAGGAGGAGCAUGCCAAGGAGUUGUGCAUGGUAUGGUUCUUAUCUCACAAUCUUGGGCUCAUGUAUUAUUUGAUACUGGUGCAUCAUAUUCUUGUAUAUCAUUAAUGAUUGCUAGCAUGUUGGGUUUGAGUUGGGAAACUUUUAGUCCAACGUUGAAGUUGAGUGUACCUAUGGGAGGGCAUGGUGAAGUGGGAAAAAGAAACUCAGAGUGUUAUAGGAGUCUGUUUGUAAUUGAGGAUGAAUCUAGGCCUCUAGACAAGUUUCCUUUGAUAUCAGUGGUUAGUGGCUUUCCAGAUGUGUUUCCUAAGGAUUUUCCAGGACUACCACCUGAUAGAGAGAUCAAGUUUUAUAUUGAUUUGAUUCUCGGGGCUCAACCAAUUUCUAUUGCACCUUAUCGCAUGGAACCUGCAGAGUUGGCUGAAUUGAAAAAGCAAUUGGGUGAGCAGAUGGAUAAAGGUACAUCAGGAAUACUAACAAGAAAGGAUUUAAAGUUCGCGUGGGAUGACAGUUGGGAAGAAGCUUUAAGAGAACUUAAGCAAAGAUUGACUAUGGAGACUGUUCUCACUGUGCCUUAUAGUGAUGAACUAUAUGUGGUAUUCACUGAUGCUUCUGGUACUGGUUUAGGAGGAUUUCUCAUGCAAAAUGGCAAGGUUGUUGCCUAUGCUUCAUGCCAAUUGAAGCCACAUGAGAAGAACUACCCUACACAUGACUUGGAACUUGCAGGAGUGAUUUUUGCCUUGAAAAUUUGGAUAUGUAACUUAUAUGGGGCAAAGUUUGAAUUAUAUUCUAAUCAUAAGAGUUUAAAGUAUCUCUUUACUAAAAGAGACUUGAAUUUGAGGCAAAGAAGAUGGGUCGAGUACAUGGAAGAUUAUUAUUUCACAUUGCAAUAUCAUCCUGGAAAAGCAAGUGUGGUUGCUAAUGCAUUAAGUAGAAAACCUCAUGGCACUUUGGCUUGUUUGACUCUUGAGGAUUGGAAAAGAAUGAUCACAAUGAGUGAUUAUGAAUUAGAGUACUAUGAUGGAAAAGAGAUUGUUUGUGUUUCAAACGUAGUGGUUACACCAGUGCUACUUCAGCAAGUUAAGCAAUGUCAGGUUAAAGUUGAGCACCAGAGAUCUUCAAGGUUGCUUAAACCUUUACCUAUACCAGAAUGGAAGUGGGACAAGAUCAUGAUGGACUUUGUGAUGGGAUUUCCAUUAACACCAUUACAGCAUGAAAAUGUCUGGGUGAUUGUCAAUCGUUUGACCAAAACUGCUCAUUUCAUUCCAAUUAGGAAGGAUUUUAAGGUUUCUAAAGUAGCUCAACUUUAUGUGGAACCAAAUUAUGCCGAUCUCCACCGACGAAAAGUUGAGUUUGAGUUUGGUGACUAUGUCUUCUUGAAAGUGACUCCCAUGCGUGGUGUGAUGAGAUUUGGAGUGAAGGGUAAGCUAGCCCCUAGGUAUAUUGGAGCUUUCGAGGUUAUCAAGAAGGUUGGGGAGGUCUCUUAUCGAUUGAACUUACCAGCACAGUUAAGGCAUGUUCACAAUGCAUUCCAUGUGUCGAUGCUGAGGAAGUAUACUCCAGACCCAUCCCACAUCAUUGAGUAUGAGGCUAUCCCUCUUCAAGAGAAAGUGACAUAUGAAGAACAACCUAUCAGAAUCCUGGUGAGAGAGUUAAAGGUGAUAAGGAAUAGAGAGAUUCCUGUAGUCAAGGUCUUAUGGCGGAACCAUAGAGAAGACGAGGCUACUUGGGAGUUAGAGUUGGAGACGUAUGAGAAGUAUCCUCAUUUGUUUAAUUUUCAACUUGAUGUUGUAGUUUGA